This is a messenger RNA of Polyodon spathula (Mississippi paddlefish), 4365 nucleotides long. RefSeq lists its product as uncharacterized. The transcript has 7 exons. The record is from RefSeq and is a predicted model, not a curated record. The coding region runs from base 2740 to 4365 and encodes 541 amino acids. NCBI's taxonomy places the organism in Eukaryota, Metazoa, Chordata, Actinopteri, Acipenseriformes, Polyodontidae.
UGUUGGAACGCUGGGUGAGUCUGGGUUUCUUGACGGGCCUCUCUGCUCUCUUGCAGCUGAAGAACCUUCUGAAGGACACUCUGCAAGGAGCGACGUGGACACUGAGAUGGAGGGAAUCGACAGACUGAAAGAGAAGGACCAAUGAGCCAUUUUUUUCCUUAACCUUCCCCCUAUUUUCCUGUUUAAAACGCAGCUACUUAUAUCUGCCGUUCAAUCUGUUGAAGUGAUUCGGAGCUGCUCUUCAGAGCUGCCUGGUCUGAUUCAUGUAACGCAGGCUGGAUCAGCCGUCUUUUUCACCAGCAAGCGCCAUCUAGUGCCCAGCUAGUGCAUUGCCAGCAAAACAAAACCCAUACUCACUAGACCAGGGCUUCUCAAACUCGGUCCUAGGGACCCCCUGUGGCUGCUGGUUCUAAUUCCAACCCAGCUCUCAAUUACUGAACUAGACCCUUAACUGAACUAAUUGCUUGAAGAAUAAUAAAUAUUUCUGUAUGGCUUAAGAAUCGCACCAUGUGUUAGGCUUAAUUACGCAACACUUAAACCUGGCCAGGUAUCCUGUGUGUGUGUGUGUGUGUGUGUGUGUGUGUGUUUUUUUUUUUUUUUUCUUGGGUAAUAAAUUAUUUUAUUGACUGUGCAUUGUUAGAAAUGUUGUUUUUUUUUUUUUUCAGUGGAGUUCUGGAUCAGGGCGUUUGUCCACACCUUUUGGCGAUCAGGGUUUCCGGUUAGCGCCCUGUUCUUUAAAAGCUGACGAAUAUUUGCAUCGCUUGGACUGGAGUCUCCAAAUUUUACUUUAAACCCGAAGUCUAUGACAGGGAGUUGUCUGCUUUCACUGUGUAAACUGGUGUCCUUUAAUAAAAAUGCAAUGCUAACUCCGGCUUUGAACUGCAGCCUCUCGGGUUGAAAUUGAUUUGUUUGCAGUGGGUCGAGUGGAAGUCUUUGAGGUGCAAUGUUACAGAUCGGUGAUGGAUGAUAAUGUUACAAACACAUUUGUCUAUGAAUGGUGCUUUGUUGCAAUCUCGUUUAUUUAAUUCUCUUUCUCUCUCUCGUUCUAAGCUUAGUUUUAAAUCUAGUUGGAGGGAAAAGAACAGAUUGAAGUAAACGUGAAUUUUGUGGUCUGGUUUAAAUGAUGUUUCACUUGCUCUGGGAAGUGGAACUGAAUCCUGCGUCAUUUUCGCGGUACAUCACCGUUCAGUCCUUAUAUAUAAUCUGCUUUUGUGAGGUAUCUCUUUAUUUAGUUGACGCUUGUUAAACGUGAGUUUGUUACAAUAAAAAAAAUAAAAUAAAAAUCAUUCUGCUGUCUCAAACGAGUUUUCUUUUGUAUGAUAUAUCUUUUUUACAGCACUUUAAAGAUGGUCAUGAAAGGACUGGCUGUGAAGGAGUUAAAAUGUCUUUGAUAUUGUGUGUGAUAGUUUUAAAAACGUGUACACACACACACCGCUGUGCAAAAGUCUCAGAUAUGUUGCAUUUUUCUACUAUACUGCAUUAUGAGCAUCAGUAAUUUCCUCAAAGCCUCCACUAGUGUUUUCUACUAUUGUAACAGCCUUGACUCGCAUAAGGAAGGAAACACGCUGCGUGAAAUCGCUCGGUUUUCAAGGUGUGGCAUCCGAAAAACAAUCAACAAGUACAGAGAAACCUGUAACUGGCAAACCCAGGACUGGAAGAGCCAAAACACUGUCUAACAAGGAGGAGAGACCUGAAGAUAAUAUCCUUCAGGGAUAGAAAGAAGACAAAACAAGGCAGAAGGCACAUGAGUCGUUGUCCACCCAUCAACAGUCCAAAGCACCUUUCGACCGUCCUCCCAGAGUCCAGUUUCUGUGUCCUUGUGCAUAUUUUAGCAUUUUAGUCUUGUUCCCCUUUCCUUAACAGAGGAAUUCUUACUGCAACACAUCCUUUAUGUCACGAUUUCAAAAGCGACCUUCCUACUGUUGAGAUAUAGAACAAUAUAACACGUUUGACGCCUGUUUUAGAUAUUGUGGCUGCUUCAGGUAAUGCAUUACAAUUGGAAAUCUAAAUUACAGGGAGUUUCAUGAGUCUCAAUGGGAGACGGGAGAUUAAGCUCUCUUUGUGCCAACACAGCGUCCUGUCUGCCAGCACCGUUGCAAAAUUAAAUGCAUGGGGUAGUAUCUAAAACGCCGGUUAUAUUAAAUUGGAUUCCCCGAUAAGGGCGAAGCGGUGUGGAACGCCCUCUUGCAACCCCAAACUUUUUUUUUUUUAAUUAUUCUUCUUUCUUUUCUGAUGCACCGUCGUUUAUUUCAAGCGUUUUAUUCAACCCAUAAGGGCGAGUUGGGAUUCGCCAUUGGUAUUGAUGGCGACGUUUCUCGACCGACGGCGGCUUCAUUGCGGUGUCUCGAUAGGGCUUGUCCACGUCCGCCAUGUUUGUUUCGGGUCUCGGCUUGUGGUUUUUUCGUCGCUGUAAACUUUGUCGGUCAGCUUUAACCCAGUUUGGCUUUCAGGGAGAGUUUGAAUGGUUUGAGAAAGGCGAAGGCGCGUCGAGGUCCGCGGGUUUCUCUUUUACAGUUUUUUUGAAGUCGGACUUUGUAACAUAAGCCGCCUUCCCUAUUCGGUAGGGGCAAAUGGUGGCGUCGAAAUUCGGCUUCACAGCCCUAGACAUGGAUAGAGGUUACCCACAUCGGCCAUUUUGGUUACGGGCAGGCGCCACCUUGCAGUUUUCUGCCAAGUCCCAAAGCCGAAGAAACGAGCUUUCUUUAGGAAAAACAAUCCCCCGAGGGCUGUUUUGUGGGAAUGGAUAGCCGGGGGAGCGAAGAAAGCGAACCGGGUAGGUUUUGCAAAGGAAACAUUUGUUUUAGCCCGGAGUCCCCGGUCCCGGAGCACCGACCGAAGAGGCAAGCAGCGGCUGCCCGGGAGAGGAGCGAGGUGGGCGGGACAGCGCUGCGCCGAUCGCGGCGAGCCCGACCCGAGAACGUGGAUGAAGCGGAGUCUCUGAGUAAGACCGCGGUGAAGAGGAAGAGGAGGAGGAGGAGGAGGAAGGGGAGCCGAACCCGGACCCAGAAGUGCCCCCCCAACACAGCCUCCGCGCGCGGGAUCGGAGAUCUGGUCCUGGCAGCUGAGCUGGUGGAGCUUGUCGGAGUGUCCCAGGGGGAGUUGCGCCUGGGCUUCGAGAACGAUCACCGGGGGUACUCCCUGCCCCCCGACCCCCAGGCCCUGACCCGCCUGGUCCGAAGCUUCGCACAGAACCUGCACAGGCAGGAGCAGAGGCUGAGCGAGCUGCAGGGGGUGCUGGAGAGGCAGGAGACGCUGCACACCCAGAGCAAGGAGCGCUGGGAGUGGGAGCAGCACGCCCUGACAACGGCCCACGAGGCUCGCAUCGACUCCCUGGAGAACGAGGCGGCCCGGCUUCGGAUCGAGAGCUCGGCCCGGCAGAGGGAGCUGCUCCGGGCCCGCUCGGAGGCAGCCUCCAGCGCCGAGACCGUGCUGCAGCUGGGGGCCCAGCUCAGCGAGAAGCGGGCCCACCCUCGCCGCUGCGUCCUCUCCGCCAGGGCCCUGAGCAAGGAGCCCAAGUGGCUGCGUUUCUUCACCGGGUUCGAGAGCUACAGCAAGUUCACGGCCUUCCUGGAGUUCCUGCGCAGCGGAGACGGGGCCGGGCUCUGCUGGAACCGGGCGGCCAAUCGGGAGAGAGUGGGCGGGGCGGAGGAGGAGGAGGAGGAGGAGGAGGAAGUGAUUUCGGACGGGUUGGUCGAGGCGUUGGGGAAAGACGUGUUUAUGGACGGACAGGCUCUUGAUUCAGACUUGGUGACACAGACCGAGGGGCUGCCAGCGGGAGGGGCUAACAGCUCAGAGGGCGGGGCCUUUCUGGGGCGGGGCUACUCUCGGCGCACAGAGGGCGGGGCUCCCAAUCUGCUGAGCCCAGAGGACCAGCUGCUGCUGGUUCUGACCCGGCUCAGGCUUGGCCUGCUGCUGCAGGACCUCUCCUUCAGAUUCAAGGUGGCCGAGUCCACCGUCUCCCGGAUCUGGGUCCACUGGAUGGAGCUGCUGCAGAAGAGGCUGCAACAGAUCCCGGUACGCUGCAGCCUUCGGUACAUCGACUCCUUCCGGCCCAAACACUCCGUCCUGCUCGGGCAGGGCUCUCCGCUGACCGUGCUGGAGUGCGCGGACCUGCUAUUCGAUGUGCCGGCGAGGGAGCGGCAGCGAGGACCCACCCCCCUCCCCGUCCAGGGGGGUCGGGAUGGCGCGGGAGAGGGGGCGGCGCCUGCGGAGGUGCUGAGCGUGCGGAGCCUCACUGACAAGGUGCUCACCUUCCGUUACCUCCGUGGCGUGCACCCGCUCAGCAGCGCUCCCCACAUCGACCGUGCCUGGGAGGUGUGCUGCUACCUGGCCUGCCUGCUGCAUGAGCCCAUGGGCCUGCGGUGA